Molecule: messenger RNA, 2067 nt
Organism: Nicotiana attenuata
Lineage: Eukaryota; Viridiplantae; Streptophyta; Magnoliopsida; Solanales; Solanaceae
Exons: 6
Coding region: 417-1445 (342 amino acids)
Source: RefSeq, a predicted model, not a curated record
AUUAAAAGUAGGAUGACAAGUAAUAUACCCAACACAACAAACUUGGGGUCAUAAGUGGGACUGCGCCGAAGAAGCACCCCACCACUAUUCUCUAUUUUUCAUUUUUUUCUUCCCCUUUGGAAAUCAGAAUUGAAAAAGACCAGCAAAACAAGCAAGUAAACCAGCAAAAAUAAACAAGUCUGGUUCUUAAAGCUAGAGCUUUGGACUGUUGACCCCUUUAAUGUCCUUUGUUCUGCACGAGUAACUUUGCUCAAACUUUCUGCUUUUCUAUUACAUACAGAGCGGCUGAGGCAUUUUGAAGAGGUCUUUAGCCUGCUGAGUAUACUGUGAAUGAAGAAUACUAGUUCAAGAUUUUGAGGUUUCUGUACAAAGACCCUUUUGAUUUUUGUUCGCUUCUUUACAAGUAGGAACUAAUAAUGGCUGAGGAAAUUUGUUUCUUUACAAAGGACAGUAUCAUCAUAAAACCUCCCAAGAAAUCUACAGCAUUGCUAAGGAUGGUUGUAGUAGUGUUCACACUGAUUUUUGGUAUUUAUAUAUGUUCAAUUUGUCUUAAACAAACUAGCACCGAGAAAACAAGUAAAUACUUGAACAUUGAAGUCAUACAAAGGCCUCGCCAUAACUAUGACAUUGAUCUAUCCCAAGUGCCAUACGUGCAUUAUCCCAAGCCGAAAACAUUUAGCCGGGCUGAAUGUGUGUGUAAUCCUGUACGGCUCUUUGCCAUUCUCUCAAUGCAGAGGUCUGGGAGUGGAUGGUUCGAGACACUAUUGAAUAGUCAUAUAAAUGUAAGCUCCAAUGGUGAAAUAUUUUCUGUCAAAGAUAGGAGAGAAAAUGCUUCUUCAAUCCUGAGGACAUUGGAGACAGUUUACAAUUUGGACUUUUUGACAAGUGCUUCCAAAAAUCACUGCUCAGCUGCAGUGGGCUUCAAGUGGAUGCUUAAUCAGGGGCUGAUACAACACCAUAAGGAAAUUGUUGAGUAUUUCAAUGAAAAAGGCGUUUCUGUGAUAUUUCUCUUUAGAAGGAAUCUGCUGCGACGCAUGGUUUCAGUGCUUUCAAACUCGUAUGAUCGGUAUGCCAAACUCUUGAAUGGAACACACAAGUCUCAUGUGCAUUCACCUGAAGAGGCUGGUACUCUUGCAAAGUAUAAACCAGAAAUCAAUACAACAUUGUUGAUCACGGAUUUAAAGAAAAUGGAGGUAGCAGCCAGUGAGGCACUGGAAUACUUCAAUAGCACUCGGCAUAUGAUUCUGUAUUAUGAAGAUAUUGUCAGAAAUCGAGCUAAAUUGGUAGACGUUCUCGAGUUUCUAAGAUUGCCUGAGAUGGAUUUAAGUAGCCGUCAAGUUAAGAUACAUAACGGGCCAUUGAGGGAACAUAUCAAGAAUUGGGAUGAUGUGAACAAGACCUUGAGUGGAACAGCCUACGAGAGAUUCCUCCAAGCUGACUAUUAAUUUGUCACUUUCAGUCCCUAGGGCUUUGGUUCAGUGGUAAGAGAUUAGCACCUGAUGUGUGGAUUAGGCACACGUCACGAGUUGGAUUGUGCUGCGAUAUUUACAUGGAGAAGAGUAGAGUGGCUUCAUAACUAACUGUCCGUCUUGCUAGUCCUGGGAGAUUUCUCCAUCAUCUAAUAAAAAAGAAAAAAAUUCUCACUAUCAUUGAUCGAUGAAGGAGGUGCAGAUAUCAACUGUUUUUCUUGCAAAAGCUGACUGGUAUACUCUCAACUUGGAAAAGCUUCCUGUUGCAUUCGACUCUGUAAAUCAGUCGAAACUCGGCAUAGUACCAAGUUUUACUCUCUCAUGUAUCUGUAGGUUUUAUUCCACACUGAAGUGUAUAGUGAAGUAGAGUUGGGCAGUGGCCAAAGGCGAUCUGCAGGAAAUAUUUUCUCUCCUUUGUUCCUUUAGUGUUGCCUUUAUCUGUAAUUUAAUAAAGAAACAACUAGAAAUGUGAAAGUAGAUGCAUUGUAAUUCUACUUAAACUUCUAAUGAUUCUGGCUGGUCCUACUCCUACUACAAAGGUCCAGCAUUUUUUUGUAACGCUUUUGUGUUUGAUAAAUCUUCAUUUCUUUCAUGUGCC